AUGGUCUCUUUUGUCUGCGACACUUGCCAGGAAACAGUCAAGAAGCCCAAGCUCGACCAGCACUUCGGCCGUUGCCCCUACGCCCAAUUCUCCUGCAUCGACUGCUCCGUCUCCUUCCAAGGCGUCGAGUACCGGUCCCAUACCUCUUGCAUCAGCGAGGCUGAAAAAUACCAAAAGGCAUUAUACCGUGGACCCAAGAAGGGUGGACACCAGAACAACGGACAAAAGAACAACAACAACAACCAGAACAACAAGGGCGCACAGGAGGCCAAGGCACCAGCACCAGCACCUGAGAAGAAGGCAGAAGAGAUUGUUGCUGUUCCUACCUCGAUUGUUGACGAGAUGAAGUCCAAGAAGCGCAAGGCCGAGGAACCUGUCCAGGAGGAGAAGACUGCCAAGAAGGAGAAGAAAGACAAGUCCGAGAAGAAGGAGAAGAAGGAAGAGAAGAAGGUAGAGAAGAAGGAGAAGAAGGAGGAGAAGAAGGUAGAGAAGAAGGAGAAGAAGGAGGAGAAGAAGGAGGAGAAGAAGGAGAAGAAGAAGGAGAAGAAGGACAGGAAGGAGAAGAAGGAGAAGAAGUAA
This is a messenger RNA of Linnemannia hyalina, 579 nucleotides long. The record is from the annotation of a GenBank genome assembly. NCBI's taxonomy places the organism in Eukaryota, Fungi, Mortierellomycota, Mortierellomycetes, Mortierellales, Mortierellaceae.